This is a messenger RNA of Symbiodinium necroappetens, 2073 nucleotides long. The record is from the annotation of a GenBank genome assembly. NCBI's taxonomy places the organism in Eukaryota, Dinophyceae, Suessiales, Symbiodiniaceae.
GAAGAAGAUGCCACCGUGUGGGCACGCUAUUCGUCAGCAUAUUUCGAGCAGGGUGCGGGACGGCAGGCAUGUAACAACCCGUACGACCAAGAGUGUGACAAGGACAUGUACCAAAAGAUGCAAGCAUCAGGUAUUUGGGAAAUCAAGCAUGAGAAUUUCGUCAAGUUGAUCCAACCGUCCUUUGCGAGCAUAGACGAUACAGAAGAUAUGGAUGCUAUUCUCGCCCGCACGCACAUGAUCGUCAUCAUCGAUUUCGGCAUCUAUUGGCGACUCGCAAGCUCCUCGAAAAACGACGUGAAGUUUGUUUCAUGGCAACAGGAUGAACCCAAAGAUUUGCUGUCCCCCGCCGAAAAGCCCAUAUUUCAGGCCUACAAGAAAGACCCUCACAGGCAUAGUCUCCCAGAAAGCUUCCAGCAGGACAUGAUUUGGUCAUUGGAGGUUCUUCAUCGCCUAUUCCAGGGGGAAACCCUCCCGCGGACGGUCACAAUUCGUGGACGAAGCUUGUUUUCAGACACACCACAACCACCACGACAAAUCGCACCCCGCAUACUCGAUGAUGCCACAAUGCGUGUCCGAGUCAAGAAAGAGCAGGUCACCACAGUUUUCCGAAAUCUCAAGCGCAAUGGCCCCAUCCAGAUUGACCUCAAUUCGCCCAGCCCGGAUACGAAACGUCGUACAUUUCCCAAGGAGACAGGCGCCUCCUCAUCGAAGUCAUCAGUUGCAGCACAUGCGGCCAAUAUCGUUAGGAAUCCGGAUUUCCUCGACCGUGAGGACGGCGAUCUAGAUGAUAUCGCAGUGGGUGGGGGUCCUGAUGAUGAUGAUCUCGAAAAACAGCUCGAAAUCCUCGUGGAGCAGGCUGAUGCAAGUGAGACGCGGAAGGAUGAAAUGGAUGUGGUUGAGGAUGACAAUCCGACAGGCCAUUUGCUAUGGCAUGGCGGUCCGCAACAUGUGAUUCAUAUGCCCAAGCAGUGUAGUUCUAGAAAUUGCCGGUCCACCUAUGCUUACAACUUUCGGUGGGAAGAUGGGCAGAAAGUCAAUGUUCUAGAUGUGGAGGAGUUCACAGAUGAUGUGAUUUUCGUCAGUGGCAAAAAGUGCUUCAGCAUUCAGUAUCUUCGUUAUCAUGAAGAGCUUCUUUUCCGUGGUCAUGUGUCUACCAGAGCCAUCGAGCACGCCUACAACACAGUCUUCGGCUUGACGGAUGAUGAUGUUCCCAAUGAUGUCGUCACGGGCUUCAGUAAGCUUCACCAGACGGCUUUGUUCUAUUAUCUCGCGAUCAAGGAGUUUCAGGUGUUGAACCUUCAUAAGACCUUGUUGAUUGAUGAUGAAAUCGCCGAUGCAAGCCUCGACCUCUAUCAUGCGUAUUGUCAUGCUAGCUUGUUCCCUCCAGAGAAUCGUCAGAAAGUGAAGGCAUUGGUUGGGGAUGGUCGUCUCGGUUUGAAGCCCCGGUGUGAAGAUGGACCCGUCAAACAUGCAGGACGACCUCACAAGCAGUCGAAAGCUUCGUCAAAGCACAGCAAUGGAUGGUUCAUGAUGUGUGACCCCAAUACCGGCAGAAUCCUAUCGCUCAUUGUCAUGCAUGAACCCGAGAACAACAGUCACGUCCUAGAGUCUUUGGAGGGUGUCAUUUGGCUCUACCCCAAGAUGAAGACGUUUGUGUGCGAUCGCGCAUGUGGUGUUAUUAGGGCCGCGAGCUCGCGCAAUUCUUUGAAGCAGAUUGAGAACUUCAUCGUGGAUUGGUUUCAUGCUUAUCGUCAUUCAGACCGUCGCCGCAAGAAGCUUGGCAAAAUCAUCAAGGGUGUGAACACCAGCAUAUGCGAGCAGAUUUUCGCGUGGUUCCGCAACUUUUCGUUCAACUUGAACGAACUCCGUGGCAAUCGGCAUAAGUUUGUCAUCCUUUACAUGGCUAAGCGCCACAACGAAGCCGUCAAGACGUAUGGUGUUGUCAAGCCGUAUGGGUGUGACACUAAGAAGAAGAAGAAGACCAGUGAGGCAACCUUCAAGAAGAAAUGUACCAUGAAAGCGUCCUGUACAAGGUAUGUGAUGAAAGCCAUGAAGCGAAUCGUGAAGAAGUAG